This is a messenger RNA of Miscanthus lutarioriparius, 1425 nucleotides long. NCBI's taxonomy places the organism in Eukaryota, Viridiplantae, Streptophyta, Magnoliopsida, Poales, Poaceae. The record is from the annotation of a GenBank genome assembly.
AUGGAUUCGCUUGUGAAGUGUGGCAAUGGCUACGGCUACGGCUAUGGUUACGGCAACAGCAAGCCCCAGAUGAACUACCACCGCCAGAACAGCGAGUCCGUGACCACCGUCGUGACGGAGAUCAACCGCAUGACCGUCAACGACAAGCCCUGCUACGGCGCCGGCGAAGCCGGCGCCGUGGCCGUGCAGAAGCACUCCUUCAAGGAGGAGGAGGAGAAGUACGGCGCUGCUGCCGUGAAGAAGCACGACGAGUUCAAGGAGGAGGAGAAGUACGGCGAAGUAAUCGACGCGGAGUACGGCGCCCACUACGGCGGUGGCGCCGCCGUGAAGAAGCAGGGCUACGGCUACAAGCAGGAGGCGUACGGGGAGACCGAGGCUGCUGCAGGGUAUGGCGGGGCCCACUACGGCAGUGGCACCGGCGGGAAGAAGCAAGGCUACAACUACAAGCAGGAGACGUACGGGGAGACCCAGGCUGCAGGGUACGGCAGCGCCCACUACGGCGCCGGCGCCGGCGGGAAGAAGCAAGGCUACAGAUACACGCAGGAGGCGUGCGGGGAGAGCGACGCCGGCUACGGCGCGCACCACGGUGGUGCCGGUGCCGCCGUGCAGACGUACGCCUACGACCAGCAGGCGGCGUACGGCGGCGCCAUCAUCGGUGACGCCGUGCAGCAGCAGGCCUACAAGCAGAAGGACGCCACUAGUAAGAUGAACGGCUCCCAGCAGAAGGUGUACGGGUACGGGGAAGCCGCCGCCGACGCGGCAGGGGCAAGGUACGGCGCUCACUACGGCGGUGGCGCCGUGCAGCAGCACGGCUACCAGAAAGAUGCGUACGGGUACGGCGCCGCCGCGGCCGCCGCCGGUGGCAAAGUGAAGAAGAACGGCUACCAGUACCAGGAGGCGUACGGCGGAACUGACGCAGGAGGAUACGGUGCUCAUUACGGCGGUGCCGGCGGUGGCGCCGUGCAGCAGUACGGCUACCAGAAAGAUGCGUACGGGUACGGCGGCGCCACCGCCGGUGCCAAAGUGAAGAGCGGCUACCAGUACCAGGAGGCGUACGGCGGAACUGGCGCAGGAGGGUACGGCGCUCACUACGGUGGUGGCGCCGCCGCCGUUCAGAAGCACGGCUACAUGCAGGACGUGUACGAUAGCGAGACUGAGAGCGAGAGCGACGAGAGCGACUGCGAGGAGGCGUUCCCGCCGCGCGGCGGUGUGCAGCACAGCUACGGGGCGUACAAGCAGGAGAAGCACGGGGCUGGCAACCUCGGGGGCGUGCGCCGCUACGAGUCAUACGAGACCCGCGAGGACGGCGGGCGCCGCUAUGAGUCGUACCAGAGCACCGUCCAGUACACCGGCGGCGGCGGCGGCGGCGGCUACGCUACGUGCUCCCCGAUCAAGAACCGCCACCUCCUUCGCUACGGCGCGUAA